Molecule: messenger RNA, 1851 nt
Organism: Salpingoeca rosetta
Lineage: Eukaryota; Choanoflagellata; Craspedida; Salpingoecidae
Exons: 3
Coding region: 1-1851 (616 amino acids)
Molecular function (GO): calcium ion binding
Source: RefSeq, a predicted model, not a curated record
AUGCCGCGCGACACGCAUACGUUGACGCCGGCACAGAAGGCGGCGUUCAAGGAGGUGUUUGGGUUCUUCGACCUCAACAAGGGCGGCACAAUCACGCAGGGCGAGCUGUACACGCGCGCCCGCCAGCUUGGGCUGACAAUUGAGGAAUGGGAGGUGCACGAGGCCAUGAACGAGAUCGACCCGCAGCAUCUCGGCCACGUCUCCUUUGAAGCUUUCCUCAACUACAUGACAAGCAACCAAAAGUACUCCGAGACACUCACCGCAAACAAGCCCGCGUCUGCCAAGGUUCCCAAGGAGGCGCUGUUGUUUGUGGCGGUAACCAAGUUUGUGCAAUGCCACAAGCAUUCGAGCAUCGGAAGCAAGAAGGCGCGGCACAUGGCCGAGCUGGAGCGCUACUACCGUAACAAAGCAAAGCACCAUCCACACGUCAUCGGCGACUUUGCGGCCGGGUGGCGCCUCGUCGGGCUCACACAGCGCGAGUUUCAGAAGCAUUGGAUUGACCUGAAGAGCGAGAACAAGGCGGCGGGCAAGGCAAGCUCAUCCCCAUAUGCGCAGGCGCCGUCCAUGCGCCUGUUUGUGAACACGACGCCGAACGAGCACAAGCGAUCUGGAUCCCGUGGAUCAUCGCGCAAGCGGAGGGGAAAGCGCAGCAGGCUGAAACACAAGAGCAAACAGCAGCAGGAACAACAGCAGCAGCAGCAGGACGAAGGGCGCGAUGACGGGGGUGGUGGGAACAGUGGUAGCGGCCGCACGGGGCAGCCGGUCGUGAUCGUGGUGGACAGCGACGGUAACACCAGUGAUGUUGCGGAGGCGAGCAGGGGCGCAGUUGGCGUGCCCACCAUUUGCAUGACAGAGUGUGACGAUGAAGGUGGUGAUGGUGAUGAUGGUGGCACUGACAGUGCUGGCACUGGUGCCAACACUUCAGGCAAACCACACAACCAGCAGCAGCGUGGCGACGCCACAAAACAUGACAACAACAACAACAGCAAUGACUGCAGUAGGGGUGGCGGCAGCCGGAUAUCGCUGAAUGUGGACGAGUGCACUGCUGUUCUUCUCACUGCAAAUCGCAUCGGCAACAAUAACGAUGGUGGUGGUGGCAACUGUCAGGACUCGUGUGCAUCACAGUCACCAAAUUCACAUCCUGGUAUGGACCCUGCGACGAACAGUGACGAUAUCGGUGCUGCUGACACGAACACAACGCCUGACAGUGAAGCCACACCAACGAACACGUCAUCGUCAUCGUCAUCGUCAUCGUCAUCGUCAACAUCACCGCCGUCACCGCCAUCGCGUGCACGGGGACGCUCGUCGCUGGCGGCCAAGACGUCGCACCUGUCGAUUGCGUCGCUCGGGUCCAUUGUCUCUGAUUCGCGUCGCAGCUCCCUCGCUUCCCGCCAAUCGUCCAUGCUGCCACCACCAGGCCCGCCCCACCACCAACACCACCAGCAGCUGCAACACCUUCAACACCACCCGCAGCAUCUCUCUGUCAGCGACGUGCCACCACGCCCGCCGCCAUGGACGACAGUGUCGCAGGAUCCACAGCAGAAGCAGCUGCACCGCAGCCGUUAUCACCGCCGCAGCUACUGCCUACCGCACGUGCCCAUGCGCGGGGGCCGGCGUGGCCCGGGAGCACCCCCACUCAAGUUCACCGACCUGCCCGAGAUUCGACGCAAGGCGGACGAGGCGAAGAAGUCGUUCUUGCACGGGCAGAGCAGGAAGGGCGAGACGCUGCUCAAUGAGCAGUGGCGCAAGACGCGCGCAGACACAAUUGCGUCGCCCAUGCUCAAGCGUCGACUCCGGCGAACGUUCCAGGCGUACACGGGGACAGCCACCAAGCGCCACCCGCACAAGUAG